GGGUGAGGGAGGGGUGUACAUUGGAUUGUGUGUGUCUUUGUAAGGGGGUGUUGGUAUCCUUCCUAUCAUGGUGUCACAUGCCCGCCGCCGCAGACAGAGCAGAACAAAAACACAGAUGGAGAGACCUCGACUAAGGACGCGCACUUUACCCUCUUUUCCUCUCAACUCUCCUGUCUUUUCCCAUCACUUCCUGCUCUUUGCUUUCAACAACCUCUUAUCCUCUUCUCCAACUAAUGUCUGAUUCUCUUUCUGUCAAACGUUCUUUAGUGCAGCUCGUCGGCUACAUCUUCUUUGACAGCACUUUCUGCUUUUAAUGUUUCCUCCUCUUACUUCCCUCUCACUGCUGCUUCCUGACUAAGCUUUUUCUCACCAAUUAAUCCUCCUUUUGACUGUUCCUCUCCAAUCUCUAAUCCUCUCACCCCUUAUCUUUUGGAUGGAUAGCUACUCCCUCCUCUACAGUUCGUCCCACAGAACCGGGCUUCUCUCCGGCUUCCAGCGCCUGCGCUCUCAGGGAAACAUGUGCGAUGUUGUCCUGGAGGUCGGCGGUGUGUCUUUCCCUUGUCAUCGCGCCCUUCUGGCAAGCUCCAGCGAGUAUUUUUGGGCUCUGUUUGGAGAGACUACCGCAGAGAGAUUAGCGGCCUCCAUUAGCCUCCCGGCUCUAACACCUGAGGGUUUAGACGCCAUUCUGGACUUCCUGUAUUCCGGUUGGCUCAACAUAUCAUCGCCUACACUUCCUGUCCUGUUAGAGGCAGCCAGGUACUUGCAGGUGGAGACAGCCGUGUCAAUAUGUGAGCGCUUCAUGACUGAUGGUUUAAAUGCAGAUAAUUGCUGUUGUUAUGCUAACCUGGCCGAGUGUCACACCUUGUCAGAUGCCCUUGAAGCUGCCAAUCAAACCAUUGCUGUGGAGAUGGGGACGCUGUUGCAGGAAAGCAGGGAUGACCUUCUCGGGCUAAAUAUGCAAUCACUGAUGGCGGUGCUCGAUGCCGACGAGAUACCUGGUGUCAAGGAGGUGGAGCUCAUAAAGCUGGCUCUGCAUUGGCUGGAUGAGAAUGGGCCCCUCCCUCUCCUGAAAUCAAAUCUCCUGCUGAGUCAUCUGCGCUUCGGAUUGGUGGCCCCCUCUGACCUCACCGAUCUCAGCCACGCCCACAGAGCCAUGGCCACACCUCUCAUCAGAAGCCAGCUGACACGGGCGUUGGAGUACCACAGGCUGGGCUCAGCUCAGCCAAUCAGACAGAGCAAACAGUCGACGCUCAGGGCGUCGCCCAAUCGCGUGCUGCUUGUGGGUGGAGGAUCCCGCCCUGAUUGGCCGGAGCAGCAGAUGCUGGCGUUUGAUCCUAGAAGCAGGAAGUUUUCAUCUCUGAGCUCCGGCAUCCCGCUGCGACUGAGAAAUCCCUGCGUGUGCUCGGUGGGGGGUUUCCUCUUCGUGAUCGGCGGAGGGGAAGUGAACGAGGGAGGCGAGGAUGGGAAGAAGUCUGUCACUGUGGCGACAUCCAAGAAGGUGUGGCGCUACGAUCCCCGCUUCGACCGCUGGGAGACGAUGGAGUCCAUGCUGGAGGGGCGGGAGCAGUUCACCUGCUGCGUGGUGGAGGAUGCUAUUUACGCCAUCGGGGGACGACACACGCGACCAGACGACGACACACACACAUCUAUAGCUUCUGUUGAGUUUUACGACAUGGCCACAGGAUCGUGGAGGAGAGGAGCGAAGAUGCCUCGCCCCCUUUACGGCCACGCUUCUGCUGUGCUUGACAAAGGCAUCUAUGUGUCAGGCGGACGUUCGAGCAACCAGGGCGGCAGUAACCGUGUUGAUAACCAGGAUGACCGCAGAGAGAGCAGCAGAGAAGUCCUGUUCUGGGACCUCAAAGGCAGAGUGUGGGAGAAGCGAGCGUCCAUGACCAUCGGCAGGUUCAGCCACCGCCUGGCGAUGGCCCACGGUUUCAUCUACGCCCUGUUGGGAAUGUACGAGCCUUUCUGCGACAUCGAGCAGUACGAUUCGCAGUCAGACCACUGGACCCGCCUCCGACCGCUUCUCACUGGCUCCUUCGACUACGGGAUGGCGUCGACGCCAUCCGGGAAUCUGCUGGUGUUUGGCGGGAGGAGGUGGAGCGACGGACAGGAGGUGAUAGUGAAGAGUGUGAUGGAGUACGAUACAAAGACGGAUCGCUGGAGAGAGAUCUGUCAGCUCCCCAGACCUCUCACUGGGACUGAGUGCACACUGCUGCCUCUUCCAGACUAAAGUGCACAUAACGAAAGAAAACCUUUACAUGAGAGUGGAACAAUUUCACUUUUAGUUGCAACAUAGUCUCAAAAUGAUGAGAACUGAGCACACGUUUUACACAACGUCAAUACAUUUAUAAGGCACUGAAACCACAAUCUCUAGUCUUGUCUCACUAGAGGAGAACAGAUGUGUACUAUCACAGGAUAUUUAGAAAAAUAACAAUAAAACAAGUGAAAUGUUCUUACUCGAUUACUACUUACAGAAACCGUUUGACAUUUUGGGGAAUAAGCAUCCUUUCUCGCUGAGAAUUAGACAAUACGAUUGAUAACAAUCUAAUAACAAGGUAAAACCAGAAGACAAUUAGCUUAGCAUUAUUAGCUUAGCAGGAUUUUAACACUUUGGUUUUUGUAUAGAUGAUACAAAAUACAUAUAUCACUCGAAUAUAUAUACAUAUAUAUUCUCGUCUUACUCGUCCUUGACCGAACCUAAGCUGCUCGUAACCUUUUGUAAAACAUUUUAAUAAAACAAUCAAGAUCGUGUUAUGAGCUUUAGAGUUGUUUUUAUGCUGAUUUGUUACUUUUGGUCAUAUGCUAGCUAUUUCCCCCUGCUUCAAGUCUUUAUGCUAAGCUAAGCUACUCUUUCACUACAUAUAGGAGUUUGACAUUUAAGGAUGUACACUUUCUCUUAUCAGAGUUAGAUGAGUAAGAUCCUCACCACAUCUCAUGUCUGUACGCUAAAUAUGAUUAACCAGGAGACGGUUAGAGCUUUGCAUAAAUGUGACCUCCCGUAAAAUCAGAACUUGUCUUUUUAACAAUUCAGUUUUGUGUACAGAUUAAACAAACAUAAAACCUGUUUAUUAAUGAGGUGUUUGGAUACAUUUUUUCCCUUAUGACAAAACUAGCUAGCUGUUUCCCUUUUUUAGUUUGCUACUGAGCUAAGCUAACACACUUUUGCUUCUUUUGAGUGGUAGAAAUUUACACAUGAACUCUUGGCGAGGAGGUAAAUAAGCAUAGAUCCUACGAGGUUGAAUGAUUCAUUUAAAAAGAAAACAACAUGUCAAGACCUGUUAAAAAGGGGCAUUUGAUUGUGUUUUUGUUUUUGUUUUUCGAGUGCAUGACCAAGACCAAUCACUCACUGAAUUGAUCGAUUGCUGGAAAGAAAAAAGUGCAAUUUAACUCUUUGGCUUUGUCAUUUUAUCAUCGAUACUUUUAAGUAUUUAAUGGAUACAUUCAUCAAGAGCUAAUAACAAGCAACCUCUAGUAUGAAGUGAUAUAUAAGGUGUUUUGUCAAUAUUCCUGUGACCAAUUGUGACAAUGUUCCAAGAGGAGGAAUAAAUCAAGAGCCAAGGAGGGAGAUAAAGGGGAUUUUGAGAACAAGUAGAUGAGAGGUAAGGAGAUUUAGUAGGACGAAGGUAAGUCCUUAACAAAUGUGUUUUCGGGAGGAGGUUGAGCCAGGCUGCGGAGGAGGCUAUCGCCACAUAAGAGGGAACAGAGAAGAAGGAGAUAAGGUGAAGGUGGAGGAGGAACAACAGCUAAACUAAGCUGAAUAUUUUAUGGAAGAUGAAAAUUUGAUGCAUGUGACAUUCCUGUCUAUUUACAAGCGAUGAAUAAUUUAAGUUUUCUAUAAGAUAGAUAUAGAAAUAAAAGCAAACUGAGGACAUCGAUGGUGUUAGUCUUAUGUUCUUGUUUUCCAUCUGUACUGACAACCAAAUGGACAAAGUAGUAGGUGCAGCGUAAAAAAAUGCAUUUGCAGGAAAUCAUUUGCAUGUUUUGUGAAUAAUAGCUACGUAACCUGCUUGAGUUCAUUAUUCAUGAAUGUAUGUGAGCUACAAUGAAAUAUUGUUAGCUAAACAUUUUAAGGGAAUUUUGGAAAUUUUGCCGUUUCAAUACAGCGUUUUUAAUGCGAUACUGCAAAAAAUGUGUAUAAAAUAUGGGAAUGGAAUCACGGCCAUAGUCAGUUGGUCUCAUCUGAAAUGGUUUCAGAUGAGUCGUACUGCAGGAGAGUCGUAGCUCUCGCUCAGUUGUGAUAGUAGGUAUAAGGUGGCAGGGAAUAUAAUUGGUCAACUGGGAAAAGGAGCAGAGUUGAGUUUCUAAACCAGAGGAUCUCCGCUGGUUUGUCAUGGACUCUCUCUCUCUUUGUCCCUUGUUGAUAGCGACGGUACAGCAGCUGUUACCGGCGCUCAUCACAUCCUCCUUCUCACCGUCCACCGCAGCGAAAACAAACCACAAAUACACCUCAAUCCAAAUGACCACACUUUAUUUAUCCACUCUUCUCCUUCCGACAGCAACAUGUACAAUGAUAAAUAAAUACUUAUUAUUUUACCAUCAUUUAUAGAUUGGACAUUAAACAAUCUUUACUCAACGGUCCCCAAAAAUAACCUGAUAUAAUUAGAGAACAUUAUCCAAGACACUUAGUUUGCACUCUAUAAAGAGAGCUCUACCGUAUCUCGAGAUUUCAAACACAAAAACAGAAAAGGAAUACUGUGUUUAUCUACAAUACAGACAUGCUACUACAACCACGGGCAGCAGCAUAGAAAGAGCAUUCAAACUGUGUGAUGUGCGUGUUUAUUGGCAUGCGUGCAGGUCUUUGUGUAUCUGUGUGCACGAUUGCUCAUAGUUGUGUGCAGCGUCUCUGAAGCCAUUUGGCAGCAGCGUACAAAUAACAAACUAAUAUUCUUUUUAUUAGAUCCAUAUUUCAAUUCCUAUGCAAAUGUUUCCUCAUAUUCUCUAUGAUGCAUGCAGGAUACAGAGAGCCAAACGGUCUCUGAGGAAAAAUCCACUCUUAGAAACUUUUACACAGUUAUUAGAUAUAAGUUUCAGGAGUUAUUUGGUGAUUUUCCUUUCUUAUUACUUUAAUUAGAGAUUUAUUUUCUAUGAGGACCGAAACAAUCCUUGUUGUUUUCAAGUGCUAAAGCCUCUGAACACCCACUCAUGUGUUUUCACUUGAUUAGACCUCUGUUUAGGUUGAAGGUGGGCUGGAGCUUUGAUGGGAAUUCACAAGCUCACAAAUCUACCAAUAAGAAUGAUAGAGGUGUAAUGUGUCCCGUCCUAACUGGUGCAGCAAAGCUGUAAGGGGAAACUCAGGAAGAUGACAAUCAAAUACGGUCACGCCCACACAGAGAAGAGGUCUAAUCCACCAGAUUAACUGAAAAAAAUCAGAGUGGGUGCUCAAAGCCUUUAAAGGGAGGUUGACCGUUAAAGCCACGG
This is a messenger RNA of Anarrhichthys ocellatus (wolf-eel), 5421 nucleotides long. RefSeq names its product kelch-like family member 34 (gene klhl34). The coding region runs from base 434 to 2233 and encodes 599 amino acids. The transcript has a single exon. Gene Ontology annotation, molecular function: protein binding. The record is from RefSeq and is a predicted model, not a curated record. Lineage: Eukaryota; Metazoa; Chordata; Actinopteri; Perciformes; Anarhichadidae.